This is a messenger RNA of Drosophila sulfurigaster albostrigata, 919 nucleotides long. RefSeq lists its product as uncharacterized. The record is from RefSeq and is a predicted model, not a curated record. Lineage: Eukaryota; Metazoa; Arthropoda; Insecta; Diptera; Drosophilidae. The transcript has 5 exons. Bases 1 to 810 code for a protein of 269 amino acids.
AUGGACAAUCUGGUUAAGUCGGAAAGCAUUUCUCUUAAAGAGCAUAUUUUUACUCCGAUUUGUAGUCACCUAUUAAAAAUUUGUUAUUCUAUUGCUGUAAUCGAUUUAAUUCAAUCCUUUUACUUUCUGGUACAGUCAUUUAUUUUGUUGGCAACUAAUGUAAAUUUGUAUUCAAUCAUUGCAUUUCUGGGCUCUAUAUUUUGGAUAUUUAUGGUUGGACUACUUUUUAUGGGUCUUUGGAAGAGUCGCCUACCAUUUAUCAUUGCUUGGUUGUGUUUUUCGAUUGUUGGAGUUAUUCUGGACGUAUUUUUCUUUAUGUGGACAAUUUCCAUUUCAGACUAUAUAACGUGGAUGGAAAUUAUUCAGUUUACGUUUCUCUAUGUUGGCAUAGUAAUUGAAUGGCUUUGUAUUUACAUGGUUUAUAAAUAUUGUUUGAGUAUGAAAUCUACGUCAACCAUCAAUGUACCCGAGGAUGGCCAUAUCCGUGGAUCUCAACUAAAUCGAUCAAGCGAGCGGUUGUCUAUUGAUCAGUCACGAAGAGGAAAAUCAAUGUCGAGUAAAUUAGAGUCCAUUGAUCAGAUUGAGAAAAUACGUUUAAGUAAAACUGAAUCAAUUGCGGAGCCCGAGCAAGGCAAAGAUCAAAGAAAUAGCCAAUUGGAAACAUCUGAUAAAUCAGGUCGUGCUUCGAAAUCACAAAAACCAAAAGAAAAGGAUUUGAACCAGUCGAAGAAAAACGACAAAGCCAUAAAACGCAAAAGGAAACAAAAAACAGAUAAUGAAAACAAGAAAAGCAGAAGUUCAGAAAAAUGAAAACCAAAUAUAAUAUUUAGAUUAUAUUUUACGUUUAUCUGCCAACAUUUAUAAGAAAAUAUGUUUAAAUAAAAAGACAGAAAAUUCCCAAUGGCAUUUGCAGGCCAUU